CAUUAACUCACGCAAAACCUAGACCCUUCUGACUUGCCGUACCAAGAAGCGCCAGAAGAAACAUGGCGGCCGCUGCGCUCGUUAGCCGUCCUGCAAGUGUCCUUCCCAGAUUUUCAAGUUCCUGCUCCCCUGUGGUGCUAUCAGCCGUCCCUGUGACAGUCCAGCAGAGAACGGUCCACCAUGCUGUCAUCCCCAGAGGGAAAGGGGGGCGCUCCUCCUCCAGUGGGGUAGCAGCCACAGUCUUCGGAGCCACCGGCUUCCUGGGAAGAUAUGUUGUCAACCGCCUGGGUCGUAUGGGUUCUCAGAUUGUGAUUCCUCACCGGUGUGACCAGUAUGACCUCAUGUAUCUCAGGCCCAUGGGGGAUCUAGGACAGGUCAUCUUUAUGGAGUGGGAUGCCAGGAACAAGGAUUCUAUCAGAAAAGCAUUGGCUCACUCCAAUGUGGUCAUCAACCUGGUGGGACGAGAGUGGGAAACCAAGAACUAUCCCUUUGAGGACACCUACGUGAGCAUCCCUCAGCAGAUUGCCAUAGCCACCCGGGAGGCAGGCAUCACAAAGCUGAUCCAUAUAUCUCACCUCAACGCUGACAUCCGCAGCCCCUCCAAAUACCUUAGGAAUAAGGCAGUAGGUGAGACGGCUGUGAGAGAUGAAUUCCCUGAUGCCAUCAUCAUGAAGCCUGCUGAGAUGUUUGGAAGGGAGGACAGAUUCUUCAACCAUUUUGCCAACAUGCGCUGGUUUGGGAAAGCUGUGCCUCUCAUCUCCAUGGGGAAGAAGACGGUGAAGCAGCCUGUUCAUGUGGUAGAUGUGGCCAAGGCUAUCAUCAACGCCAUCAAGGACCCUGAUGCCAAUGGCAAGACAUAUGCACUAGUUGGACCAAACCGUUAUCUCCUUCAUGACCUGGUGGAGUACGUGUAUGCUGUGGCACACAGGCCCUUUGUGCCCUACCCUCUCCCACGCCCUCUCUAUCAUCUUGUUGCACGUUUCUUUGCAAUGAACCCAUUCGAGCCUUGGACAACUCCUGACAAAGUAGAUCGAUUCCAUACCACAGAUAUGAAGUAUCCAGGGCUUCCUGGCUUAGAGGACCUAGGCAUUAUCCCUGCCUCCAUAGAGCAGAAAGCUAUCGAGGUCCUGCGUCGCCAUCGCCGCUUCCGCUUCUUGGAGGCUGAGUUGGCCGAUACCAAGCCAGCCAAGACAGUCAACUAUUGAGUAGCCCGUCUUGUCUGACCGCCCAACACCACCACCAUAGCCACAGGCUGAUCCUCCUAUACAACUGUGCUGUCUUCUUUUACAAAUACUCUGUACAUAAAUAAAUAACAGAUGAUCGUCUAAAACUAUUUUGUCGUUAUGAUUCCAUGGAUCCAUUAAAACAGCAUUCAUUGUGUAGCAAAAAAUAUAUACGUCUAAAUAAUCAGUCACCUUAACACACUCCCAUGUAACGUAACAUGUGCAUCACUAUUUAUUAAGGAGAUGUACUUUGAAACCACCAUCUGGGCGAUGCUUUAGGACUUUGAGUCAGCAAGGUUCAGCAAUCUAUUCUUUCCUCCAGUAACUCACUAUCUGUUUUUAUGGAGCCCCUCCCACAGUCCCACUACACACCAAGUCUCCACCUCCACACCAACUGAUAAGAUUUCAACUGUUAUGUCCGCUUUUCCCUCAGCAAUUAUCAAUGAUGUUCUACAUCACAUAUCUGGUCUUAACAUGUAUGUUUGUGUAAUCAUGCUUGUGUUUGUAGGCCUAUAUGAUGUAGCCUAAUUGUUUAUGAAUGUAUGUUAUCCAUUCA
Messenger RNA from Oncorhynchus kisutch (coho salmon), 1779 nucleotides. Its product is annotated as NADH dehydrogenase [ubiquinone] 1 alpha subcomplex subunit 9, mitochondrial-like. Bases 63 to 1205 code for a protein of 380 amino acids. Lineage: Eukaryota; Metazoa; Chordata; Actinopteri; Salmoniformes; Salmonidae. The transcript is spliced from 11 exons. Gene Ontology annotation, cellular component: mitochondrion. Gene Ontology annotation, molecular function: protein-containing complex binding. The record is from RefSeq and is a predicted model, not a curated record.